UGUUUGGUUUUUAUAUCUUGCAAAGAUUUUUUUUUUUUUUUUGAUCUAUGGGAAACCUAGGUGAAGAUCUGGAGUCACCAGUAAAUUCUAUAUAUCUAUAGCUUAGGAGAAGGGUCUGAGUUGGACCUUAAGGUUUGACAGGAUUAACAUAAAGGUGCAGUUAACAUCAAUGCAUGAAUAGGAUAAUUCCUAGGCUUCUGGUAGAGGUAGUGGGUACCUUUGUACCAGUCUCUUGUACUCCUAUCACCUGCUGCACAUGUCCAUAGGCCUCUUCUGAGGAAGCUGCCAAAGGUGGUUCUUUAUACACAAGUCUCCCUAUUUUGUACUAUAAAACUGACUACCGGUAGCUAACACCGUGCAGACCCGUCCUUCGUGAUGCAAGCCCUAUUCCAGGCUCCGCUGCUGCUGCUGCUGCUGGCCCUAGGCUUGCUUCUCACCGGCCCUGCAGCCCCUGUGAGCAUCCACCUGAAGCAGCUUGGCAGCUUCUCCUGGGAUAACUAUGACGAAGGAAACCCUGCGGUGAUCAAAAGCCUGACUCUGGAGCCUGACCCCAUAGUUGUGCCUGGGAAUGUGACCAUCAGUGCCAAGGGCCAGACCAGUGUCGCCCUCAGUUCUCCUCUGAAGGUGGAAUUAACUGUGGAAAAGGAAGUGGCUGGCUUCUGGGUCAAAAUCCCGUAUGUGGAACAGAUUGGCAGCUGUACAUAUGAUGACUUCUGUAAUGUGCUUGAUACUUUUAUUCCCCCUGGGAACCCCUGCCCAGAGCCCUUGCACACCUAUGGGCUUCCCUGCCACUGUCCUUUCAAAGAUGGCACCUACUCACUACCCAAGAAUGAUUUCACCAUGCCUGACCUGGAGCUGUCGAGCUGGCUCAGCACCGGGAACUACCCCAUCCAGCACAUCCUGAGCAGCGGUGGGAAACGUCUGGGUUGCAUCAAGAUCGUCGCCUCUCUCAAGGGCAAAUAGCGGGACAGCAGCCACAGCAGAAUAAAAGGGUGUGAGGAAGGUCUCUUUUCCUCUGCCUUGCGUCUGCCAAGGCCAACUUCUGACUCUGCCCUUCUCCAGCUCCUUUCUACAAUGAGUCUGCUACCCUCCCUGAAAAUCAUCUUGCACCACUGACAUUUUAGGCUGGGGCAAGCAGCCCUGACCUAAUGGAGGUCGAGCCUGGCAUCUCUUGAUGGCCCAGGACAUCUGCUGGGCAAGCCACGUCCCUUCCCCCACCUCUGUCACCUUCUUUCUAAAGAGCUUCAUUCGUUUCCCAAACACUCAAGGAAUGGGAACCAAUGUGUUUUGGGACUUCCAAUUUAAACUUCCCCAGUCUUGGCCUCCUAAACUACCUUUAUGACUUUCUUUUAUUUAUUUAUUUAUUUAUUUGAGACAGAGUCUCACUUUGUUGCCCAGGCUAGAGUGAG
Microcebus murinus (gray mouse lemur) is the source of this 1409-nucleotide messenger RNA. Lineage: Eukaryota; Metazoa; Chordata; Mammalia; Primates; Cheirogaleidae. The record is from RefSeq and is a predicted model, not a curated record.